This is a messenger RNA of Tricharina praecox, 11565 nucleotides long. RefSeq lists its product as uncharacterized. NCBI's taxonomy places the organism in Eukaryota, Fungi, Ascomycota, Pezizomycetes, Pezizales, Pyronemataceae. The transcript is spliced from 9 exons. Bases 127 to 11457 code for a protein of 3776 amino acids. Gene Ontology annotation, cellular component: nucleus; SAGA complex; NuA4 histone acetyltransferase complex. The record is from RefSeq and is a predicted model, not a curated record. Gene Ontology annotation, molecular function: protein binding; transcription coregulator activity. Gene Ontology annotation, biological process: DNA repair; regulation of DNA-templated transcription.
GACUCGAAACGAACACAACUUCAUUCACAUACCUGCGCUUCCUUUCAUUUAAUACCUCAAUAGCUGCUGCUGGUUUGUAUUGAGUAUACUACAGCUGAAGCCGGUUCGGACCGAAGUUUUGCGACUAUGGCGGGCGUAGGUGCCGAAGUCUAUGCCGCUAGGCUGGCCGACCCGACCAAAGAGGCGAAGGUGAAGCUGCAGACCGCGGGCGAGCUGCGCGAUUCAAUAGACCUGUUCACGCAUACCGUCCCGGCCGAAUACAAAAAUUUCCUGACGAAGCUCAUGCCCGUGUUUCUGGAAAUCCUCCGCGGACCCCCGGUGUUCGUCUCGACGUCACCGGAACAGAAACUACGGAAUAUGAUCCUCGACACUAUACACCGACUACCCUUCGUACCAGCAGACGCUCUGGAACCAUGGCGGACAGAAGUGCUCACCCUACUGAUGAACUUGGUCCGGAUAGAGAAUGAAGAGAAUGCCGUGCUCUGUAUGAAGACGAUAAUGGAUUUCCAGAGAACGUACCAAAAACAACUAGGCGAGCAGGUCCAACCAUUCUUAGACCUAAUAAUGGACAUGUUCAAGCAGAUGCCCAAGGCGGUAAAGGAUACAUUCGACAACGCUUCGACAACGACCUCGGGGGCCACGCCGAUGCCCAGCACACCAGGCAACCUCCAGAGUCCGAAACCAAACUCACCGGUCCCAGGAGCGGAUCCAUCUGGCUCCGACCAGAACCAGCCCGCAAAGACGUUGACGAAGGGAAUGCAGAGCUUCAAAGUGCUAGCAGAGUGUCCCAUCAUCGUUGUGAGCUUGUUCCAAGCACAUCGCAACUCUGUGCAAAAGAACGUGAAGCUCUUCGUCCCUUUGAUCAAGGAAAUGCUGCAGCUUCAGGCUGGCCCACAGAAAGAGGCCCACGAUCAGGCGAAGGCCAGGGGUGAGAACUUCACUGGCGUCAGCUCGGGAAUCAAGAACAGAGUGGCGUUUGGCGAAUUCGUCACCGCUCAGGUCAAGACCAUGAGCUUCUUAGCAUAUGUCCUACGGGUUUACGCACAGCAAUUAACGGAUUUCUUGCCGUUUCUUCCCGAAAUCGUCGUGCGGCUACUGAAAGAUUGCCCGAGAGAAAGAUCGGGGGCUAGAAAGGAACUGUUGGUGGCGACAAGACAUAUCAUCAAUUUCAAUUUCCGGCGGAUUUUCCUUAAGAAGAUCGAUGAGCUCUUGGACGAGCGAGUGCUCAUCGGUGACGGUCUUACCGUUUACGAGACCAUGAGGCCGUUAGCCUACAGUAUGUUGGCGGAUCUGAUUCAUCACGUCCGCGAACAGCUCAAGCCCGACCAAAUCAGGCGCACUGUGGAUGUUUACACCAAGAACCUCCACGAUAAUUUCCCUGGCACCAGUUUCCAGACCAUGAGUGCCAAAUUGUUGUUGAACCUGGCCGAGUAUAUCGCAAAGCUGGAAGACAAGCAGGAGGCACGACAUUUCUUGAUCAUGAUCUUGGAUGCCAUCGCCGAGAAAUUUGCCGCCAUGAACCGGCAAUACCCUAAUGCUGUGAAGACAAGCAGGCUCCAUAAGAAGCACCGGGACGAGGGCAAGAUGGACGAGGACCCACCGGAGGAUAUGAGCAAGGAGGAUUAUGAUGAAAUUGAGAUUUUCAUGGCGACACCGAUCAAGACAUCGAACGCUAGGGAACGUGGAAUUGACCCGGUCACGGAUAACAAGUUCCUCUUCAAGAAUUUGAUGAACGGGCUGAAGAGUAUGCUCUUUUCUCUCAGGGCUUGCAACCCACCAUCGCCGCCGGGAGAGAACAUGCCGUCCAAUUGGAAUGAAGUAGCGUUUGGAUUCAGUGCCGAGGAAGUCAACAUCAUUAUCAAGCUGUUCCGAGAAGGUGCCCGCGUUUUCAGGUAUUAUAAGGAACUCGACGCCGACGAGGACUCGGACGUCGCCACCACUCCGCAUUUCGUGGCCCCUAAUGGCAAGGAGGAGAAGGAGCUUUUGGAGACUUUCGCUACUGUCUUCCAUUGCAUCGAUCCGGCCACCUUCCAUGAGGUUUUCCACUCGGAGAUCCCAUUCUUGUACCGCAUGAUGUUUGAGCAUUCGGCGUUGUUGCAUGUUCCACAGUUCUUCCUGGCGAGCGAGGCAACAUCCCCCAGCUUUUGCGGCAUGUUGCUGCAAUUCCUCAUGAACAACAUCGAGGACGUUGGAACCGACGACCCAAAGAAGUCGCAUGUGCUGCUGAGACUGUUCAAGUUGUCCUUCAUGGCUGUCACGCUGUUCUCGGCGCAGAACGAGGCCGUGUUGCUCCCCCACGUGCGUGACAUCGUCCUCAAGUCCCUCCACCUGGCAACUACGGCGGCCGAGCCGAUGAACUACUUCUACCUAUUACGAUCUCUCUUCCGAAGUAUCGGAGGUGGACGGUUCGAACAUCUGUACAAGGAGAUUCUUCCUCUGCUCGAAGUCCUCCUGGAGAACUUGAACACCCAGCUCAACUCUGCGCGGAAGCCACAAGAGAGAGACUUGUACGUGGAGCUAUGUCUUACGGUCCCUGCACGACUCAGCAACUUGCUUCCCCAUCUUAGCUACCUGAUGAAACCCCUAGUCGUGGCUCUGCGUGCCGGCCCGGAACUGGUCAGCAAGGGACUAAAGACGCUCGAGCUCUGUGUGGACAACCUGACACCUGACUACCUGGAUCCUAUCAUGGCACCGUACAUCGACGAUUUGAUGGCGGCGCUGUGGGAGCACCUCAAGCCGCUUCCGUACAACCAUUUCCACAGUCAUACGACUAUGCGCAUUCUCGGCAAGCUUGGUGGACGGAACAGGAGAUUUCUCACCCAUCCCCCGGAGCUCGAGUAUAAGACUUACUCGGAUGAUGCUUCAAGUAUCAAUGUCAAGCUCAUCGGUGCACCCGGCGAGAGGCCUUUCCCCAUACUGCAAAUGGUCGAGCUCGCCCUCGGCAAGAUCCUCGAAGUCAAGCUGUCGAAGACGGACCAGGAGAAGAAGACCGAUAUCUUUUACAAGCAGCAGUCCCUCCGGUACCUGGCCUCCACAUUGAAGAUCUUCAUCGGCUAUGAUCAGUUGCCCGAGGACUUCCUGCAGAUGGUUAGGCUGUACGCCAACGAUCUCUACGAGGGGUCAACCGAGUCGUCGGAGUCUGUUAUCGCCAUAUCAGACCGCACAAAGUCCGUGUUCAAAAAGCACGAACAGGAGGCAGUGUUGCGUAAGCUUCUCCAGGCAGUGAUGCACGCUACCGCUAUCGGGCAGUUGGCUGAGGAGGCUACCUCGCUCGCGUUCGAUGUGUGUCGGCAUUUCAUCAUUCUUGAAGUUGGACGAGCGGUCAUCGAGAUGCGGCAACGGAAGCAGCAAUUCGCCGUUAAUGGCGGCGAAGGUCCUAUGCACCUUGACAGCAGAGUGUUGGCUGAUGCAAUCGGCGACUGCCUCUCCUCCGAUCGCACCGAAGUCCGCGAGACCGCUAAGAACGCCAUGAAAGUGAUGUUUGAGGCAGCUGCGGUUGUCUUCGGCUCGGAUGAGAAGGUGCACCGCCUGCCAUUCUUCUUCUACCUCUCAAAGACUUUCUGUCAUAACUGCUACGAGGAGGAGUGGUAUCCGAAGUUUGGUGGCGUUCAGGGUAUUCGGGCGCUUGUUGAGGACCUGGGUAUGGGUCUGGACUGGUUGAAGGAACGUCAGAACGACUUCGUGAGAGCACUUCUUUACGUCAUUAAGGAUGUCCCACAAGAUUUACCUGCUUUCACCCGAGAAUUGGCACAAGAAACAUUGAAGUUGGUUCUUCGGACGUGCAACCAGAACGCCUCGAAGGAGGAGUUCACGAGGCAGCAUACCAAGAAUUUCAACCUUUGCGCGCUGCUCUUCGUUGAGAUCUCAAAUCCGAACAAGCACGUACGAGAAGCAGUCCAGAAUGCGUUUGUCAUCUUGGAGAAUAUGAUCGGCAUCCCCAAGCAUACGUUGAUGCUUCCGGUGAAGGAGCGGCUCCUGACGCCUAUUUUCAACAAGCCUCUACGAGCCCUGCCGUUCGCCUGUCAGAUCGGAUACAUCGACGCCAUCACCUACUGUCUUAAGCUCGAACCGGGUUUCCUCGAGUUCAAUGACGAGAUGAAUCGGCUCAUGAUGGAAGCCCUUGCACUGGCCGAUGCCGACGACGAGCAGUUGUCGAAUAACAGGCUCCAGGAGCAUCGCACCACCGAGGCGGUUCUCAAUCUCAGAGUUGUAUGUAUCAAGCUGCUCUCAACGGCUAUUCUGGCCCCCGAGUUCAAUACUCCCGACAAGGCAUCAUCGCGCGCACGCAUCAUCUCGGUGUUCUUCAAGUCUCUGUAUUACAAGGCACCCGAGGUCAUUGAGGCCGCUAACAAUGGUCUGAAGGGUGUAUUGCAACAGACCAACAAGUUGCCCAGGGACCUCUUGCAGAGUGGACUUCGGCCCAUCCUGAUGAAUCUUUCCGACCCCAAGAGGCUGAACGUGGCUGGACUGGAAGGACUGGCGCGCUUGCUCGAGCUCCUGACCAAUUACUUCAAGGUUGAGAUAGGGUCUCGACUUCUUGAACAUCUCAAGUCACUAGCAGACACCGCUUUCCUUCAACAGACGUCAUCCAAGCUCCUCGAGCAGAACCCGGUCAUCAAGGUCAUUGCCGCGAUCCUCAACAUCUUCCACCUGUUGCCGCCGGCAGCGGUUGGGUUCAUGAGUGGAUUGGUCACCAUAGUGCUUGACCUCGAGGAAAAGCUGCGGAGAACCCAACACAGCCCAGUGCGAUUGCCGCUACUGAAGUUCAUCAACCGGUAUCCUGGCGAGACGUGGAAACAUGUCCAACCGAAGCUAGGGGAGAUGAAGUACGGACGCCUGUUCGCUCAGCUCCUCAACGACGAGUCCAGCAAGCCGCUGAGGGAUGUGGUGCAAGAGGAUAUCCCCGGUCUGCUAGAACACUCUAUUGAACUAAAGGACAAGUCAGACGCGGAGAAGUUUGUGGCCAUCAUCAACGCCAUAAACAUAGUCAAGUCUAUCGCGCCGUUUGCUCCUAAGGAAUGGAUGCGGGGUAAUAGGGAUUUGAUGGUGAAACUCCUCAAGGCCGCGGUGAUGAUCCGUCAGAAAUCGAAGGCGGGCGAAGUUCCGAUUCCCAUCAAGCUCGCGGUUGAGCAGGCGUCAGCCACGGCGGUGGAGAUUUUCAUGGUGUACAUGACGGAGGUGGAUGACGAUUUGGACUUUCUUUUCCAGGUUAUCGAUGCUACGACCUCUGAUAGGCGUGCUCAGACGACUAAUGUGUUGACACAUCACAUCUACACCAAAAUCAUCCGCUCGGGAACCAUCGAGCAAUGGCGGAACAUCAUUUACAAGUGUCUCAGCCUCUACACUAAUGGCUCCUCCCAGGAGACCAAGACGUUUGCUUUCCACUACUUGGUCAACCCUAUUCUGGCUAUGGACAAGAAGCGGGGAUCCCCAAUCAUCAAUGGCGAAAAGCUGGUCGACAAGAACUUGAUCGAGAAUGUACACAACAAGAUCUGGCGGCCGAAUCUUGGCGACCUGGGCGAUGACUCUGCUCAAGGCCUUGAUCACUCGCGAAUGGAGCUGCUGCAAAUGUCUGCGCUCUUGAUCCGUGACCACCAGCAGUCCCUCGCAGAAGCCAGAAAGGACGUGAUCAAAUUUGGUUGGAACUACAUCAAACUUGAGGAUAUCGUCAACAAGCAGGCCGCGUACGUCCUCAUCGCAUUCUUCAUUAAGCACUUCGACACACCGUCAAAGAUUGUGAUUCAGAUCUACGUUGCAUUGCUCAAGGCACAUCAACACGAAGGACGGCCGCUGGUCACCCAGGCCUUGGAACUCAUUGCGCCGGUAUUGAAGAAGCGGGUUCCCACCCGUCCCGAUGACAAAUAUCCUAUCUGGGCUCGAUGGCCGAGGAGGAUUCUGUCGGAGGAGGGCCACAACCCACACCAGAUGACAAAUAUCUUCCAGUUCUUGGUCAGGCAUGACGACUUGUUCUUCGAUUCGCGGGAACAUUUCGCGACGUGGAUUGUCACCGCGUUGCCAAAGCUUGUCAUCCAAAUCCCUAGCCCUUCUGCGGAGUAUAAGAAACUCUUCAUCAAGCUGGUGACUCUGAUUUGGAAGUGGGAGCAGCAUAGAGUUGAGAUGUCUCGUGGAAGCGCUAGCCCGGAUGUUUCCCCGUCGAAGAAGAGAAAACUCGAUACUAUGAUGAGCAACAUCACGGUGUCAUCUCCAUCCCAGACUGGUACCCAGGGAACCGAAGCCAUAUCGAUGCAGCUGAGAGCGUUGGUCAUUCGCCACCUUGUCCAGUUCAUCUGCCGCCUGCCCGAGAAGUAUAUCGCGAAGCCGGAUGAGCCAUGUACCAAGGCUCUCCUCCUUCUGCGGGACUUUUUGGGACCGAGUUACUGGGGAGGAUUGGAGAUCGACCUCUACCCCAAGAUCAUGACGGAAUACUUAGUCACCAACGAUAUCUCGGACGCGACUUUGCCAGGGUUCGUGAAUUCGCUCAAUGUUCUGAAGGUUAUUCUUGACCUCAAGGCCGACGAAUGGGUCAUGAGACAACUCGACACGAUCCAGAAAUAUCUGGAUAAGCCCCUCCGGUCAGACAGUGCAGAGGUUCAAGAGAGUUUGCAGCCCGUCCUGGCACGUGUCCUUAGUGCUCUGCCCAUCGAGAAGGUUGAAGGUGAGGAUGAGGAUGAGGAGCCGAAGGAGUCGCCCGAGAGCCAGUUUGUCGCGUCCUUGGGCAGCAUCGUCCAGGAGAAUUUGAACACCAAUCUCAUGUCGAGUGUUCACAUCCUUCAUACUCUAUCAGAGAAGCGCCCUAGCGUCAUCGACGACCAUAUCUCGGCCCUAAUGAAGGCGUUCCAGAAGUUGGGCAAAGACCAUCUUUCUGCGCCAGCCGUCGGGCCGGGAGGGACACCCAUAGUUCAGAAUGGCGCGAGACCGGACACCCCCGGCGGCAACUCGCAAAUGUUUGACCCUGAUACCACGACGAAGCUGUUGUGCAUGGUUAUCGAUGUGGCAGCGUCGAGGGUCUCGGUCCUCGGUGAUCAACGCCGGCCGUUCUUGAGCGUCAUGGCACAACUGGUGGAGAAGUCUGGAAGCACAACGCUCUGCAAAAAGAUUCUUGGCAUCGUUGAGAACUGGGUAUUUAAGUCGACAGAAACUUUUCCGACUCUCAAGGAGAAGACGGCCGUCCUGUCCAAGAUGCUCUCGUUCGAAUCGCGUCCGGAUCCAGAGCUGUGUAACAGCUUCCUGGAGCUCGUCAUCAAGAUCUAUGAAGACCCGGUCAUCACGAAGACGGAGUUGACUGUUCGCCUGGAGCACGCGUUCUUGGUCGGUACCAGGGCUAAGGAUGUUAAUAUGCGCAAUCGAUUCCUUCAGAUAUUUGAUCGCAGCAUCUCGCGGACUAUCAGCAAUAGGUUCAGCUUCGUCAUGGCAACCCAGAACUGGGAAACGCUCAGCGAUUCUUACUGGUUGCAUCAGGCCACUCAUCUGCUCUUUGGCUCGGUCGAUAUGGACCAGCGGAUUGAGCUCCACAAUGAAGACCUCAGAGUAAUGCCCGCCUCGACACUGUUUACGACGUACGGAGCCAAGGAUGCACGUAAGGGGGAUGUCAUGCUCGACGACAAGUUUGAGGAGUUCAUGUUCAAGCACAAACGGUUCUUGCAAGGCCUGGCGGAUGUUCGCAGCGCGGAUAUCUUGGAGCCCCUCCGGCAGCUGCAGCAUCUGGAUUCGAAAUCGGGCCAUGAGAUCUGGGUUAAUCUGUUCCCGCUAUGUUGGUCUGCCAUCGGAAAGGAGGAUCGGAUGGACUUGUCGCGUGGAAUCGUCGGACUACUCGCUAAGGAUUGGCAUAACCGCGCGAUGGACAAGCGUCCCAACGUCAUUCAGAGUCUGUUGGAAGGUGUCGAGUUUUCGAAGCCGAAGCUCAACCUGCCGGCGCAUCUGGUCAAGUUCCUGAGCCGAAGCUAUGACGCAUGGUACACUUCGUUGCACCUUCUCGAGGAUAAUGUCAACAAGCCGCCCAUUGACGCGGCUGUUGUCCGCGAGAGCAAUCUCGACGCCCUCGCUGAGAUGUAUGCUACUAUCGCCGAGGAGGACAUGUUCUACGGCCUCUGGCGCCGCCGUGCAAAUUACAUCGAAACGAAUAGUGCGAUCUCGUUCGAGCAGCAUGGCAUGUGGGAUAAAGCGCAGCAGAUGUACGAGAAUGCGCAGAUCAAGGCCAGGACCGGGAUGUUGCCGUUCUCCCACUCGGAAUACAUGCUCUGGGAGGACCACUGGGUUAUUUGUGCCCAAAAGUUGCAGCAGUGGGAGAUUCUCAGCGAGUUCGCGAAGCACGAGAACUACCCCGACCUGAUGCUUGAGUGCGGAUGGCGGUUGAUUGAUAACUGGAAUGGUAGCGAAGGAGAGCGGAUGGACCAGACUAUCAAGAGUCUGAUGGAUGCGCCCACGCCUCGACGGUUCUUCUUUGCUGCGUUCAUGGCGCUGCAGAAAGUUCACCAGAAGACGGAGGUCCCCACGGAGUUCUCGAGGCUGUGUGAUGAGGCCAUUCAACUGUCGCUGCGCAAGUGGCAUAGUCUGCCCAAGAAUAUCACACAGGCCCACAUCCCGCUUCUGCAAACUUUCCAGCAGUUGGUUGAGCUUCACGACGCCAGUGUGAUCUAUGCUAGCCUCAACUCUACCACGGCACAGAACCUCGACGCAAAAUCGCAGGAGCUUAAGAUGCUUCUCGGAACCUGGCGGGAUCGCCUACCGAAUGUUUGGGACGACAUCAACGCUUGGCAUGACCUUGUCACCUGGCGUCAGCAUAUCUUCCACUCGAUCAAUCAGACGUAUCUCCCCCUCCUUCCCAGUCAGAAUCAGAGUGCCGGUGGGAAUAGCAACUCUUACGGAUACCGCGGAUACCACGAGACGGCAUGGAUCAUCAAUCGCUUCGCGCACGUCGCCCGUAAACAUCAGCUCCCCGAAGUAUGCAUCAGCCAGCUCAGCAAAAUCUACACGCUGCCGAAUAUCGAGAUUCAGGAGGCGUUCCUCAAGCUGCGUGAGCAGGCCAAGUGCCACUACCAGAAUCCGAACGAGCUCACCCAAGGUCUGGAGGUGAUCAACAACACCAACCUGGGAUACUUCGCGUCGCAGCAGAAGGCCGAGUUCUACACGCUCAAGGGAAUGUUCCUCUCCAAGCUGAAGCAGAAAGACGAAGCGAACGAGGCCUUCAGCUUGGCCCUCUAUCACGAUCUGAAAUUGCCAAAGGCUUGGGCGCAGUGGGGACACUACAACGACCAGUUAUUCAAGGAGAAUCCCACCGACAUGGCACCCGCCGGCAAUGCGGUCAGUUGUUACCUUGAGGCUGCGGGUCUCUUCAAGAACGGCAAGGCGAGGAAGUUGUUGGGUCGCGUACUGUGGCUGCUCAGUUUGGACGAUGCCAGUGCGUCGAUUUCGGCCGCGUUCGAUGCCUACAAGGGUGAUGUGCCAGUGUGGUACUGGAUCACGUAUAUUCCGCAGCUGUUGACGAGCCUCUCGCAUAAGGAGGCACGCUUAGCGAGGGCGAUAUUGAUCAAGAUCGCGAAGAACCAUCCUCAGGCGUUAUACUUUUUACUUCGUACCAGCAGGGAGGAUUACCAGGUCAUCAAGAAACAGACUGCCGCCGCCGCGUCGAGAAAGGCUGGCUCGCCGGUUGUUCCCCAGGGCCAGGUUCCGCCACGGCCAAGCAGCGCACAGCCGCAACCAAAUGGUGUUGCAGAAGCAGGAAGGGCGGGCAGUCCGUUGCAAAACACAAUGGUGGCGGCUCAACCAGGAACAGCCGGAUCUCCAACCCUGCAGAGUGCUCAGCCGACCUCGUCGUCUCCCGGUCCCCAAGGCCAGAACGGCACGUCAGCUGCUCCACCGGUACACGUCAACCGACUCCCAUGGGAACAUGCGGAAGAGAUCAUGUCGGUCCUCAAAACGGCCUUUCCCCUCUUGGCUUUAUCCAUGGAGACUAUGGGAGAUCAGAUCUCCAAGUUCUUCAAGUGCCCGCCGGAUGAGGACGCGUAUCGACUCAUCGUUGCGUUGCUGAACGACGCUUUGCAGUGGAUUGCUAGGAUGAAUCCUGCGUUGGAGGAUACCAAGUUGCCGCCGUCUACCGAGGCCAAUAUCUCCCGUUUCGCCGAGACGAUCCUUCCUGCCCACAUCAGGGUCGCGUUCGAGGCAGAUUUCGUGGCGGAGAAGCCGAAUCUUUACAAGUACAUUGAGCGGCUGCGCCGCUGGAGAGACAGGUUUGAGGAGAAGCUUGAUCGCCGACCACCUUACCAGAAUUUGGAAUCUUACAGUCCUCAUUUGAGCGAGUUCAAAUUCCAGAAGUUUGACGAUGUCGAGAUCCCUGGACAGUAUCUUUCCCACAGGGACAACAACAAGGACUUUGUCCGGAUUGAUCGUUUCCUCCCCAAGGUGGAUGUCAUUCGCGGCUACGGUAUCUGCCACCGUCGACUAAAGAUGAGAGGGCACGAUGGCAGCAUCCACGCAUUUGCUGUCCAGCAUCCCGCAGCCAGGCACUGCCGUCGUGAAGAGAGGAUACUCCAGCUGUUUAGGAUCUUCAACGGUGUUCUCGGACGCCGCAAGGAGAGCCGUCGCAGGAAUCUCAACUUCCAUCUGCCACUGAUGGUUCCUCUGGCGCCACACCUCCGCCUGGUUCAGGAUGACGCUUCAUACAUCUCACUGCAGGGUAUCUUCGAGGACCACUGUCGUCAGAUUGGGAUCAACAAAGACGAUCCAAUCGUGUUUGCCCUCAGGAAGGUUAUCGCUUCUCUAGAGCCUGGACGGACCGGUCAGCAGCUCGUGGAUCCCAACGUUAAGCUCGAGAUCUUCAAUACAAUCCAGGAGAAGAUGGUGCCGAAGACGAUUGUACUGGAGUUCCUGUCGAGUUCAUACCCUUCGUUCUCCGAGUUCUUCCUCUUCCGUCGGCAGUUCAGCUAUCAAUUCGCUGCCUUGACGUUCCUUACCUACGUCAUGACCAUGAGCAAUCGAUACCCGCACAAAAUGUUCAUCUCCCGCGCGACCGGAAAUAUCUGGGGCUCUGAACUUAUUCCCGCUUUGGCUUCGACGAAUCCGACCUUCCACAACAACGAGGCUGUGCCGUUCCGUCUGACGCCAAACAUUCAGUCUCUCAUGGGACCCAUUGCCAUCGAAGGAAUAUUUUCGUGUGCAGUCAUGACCAUUGCGAGAUGUCUCAGCGAGCCUGAUUUUGAGCUAGAACAACACCUGAGCGUGUUCGUUCGUGACGAGAUGAUCUGGUGGUUCACCCAGCAACACCGCCCCGUCUUGGGAGAGCAGCAGCUCCGCGAAAAGGUCCAGCACAAUUCGGACCUGAUCAUCAAGAAGACCGCGAGCCUGGCCCAGCCUGGAACUGGCACUCUGCCGGCAAACCAGACGGUCAUAGAUCUUAUCUCCAAGGCGGCGAAUCCCGCGAAUCUGGCUCAGUUGGAUCAUCUGUGGAUGCCGUAUUUGUAGACUUGGUUGUCGAAGGUUUUCUUUGGGGGCGGUGGGGGGUUAUUUCAGACGGUUAGGGAUGGGGAUGGUGAUUGUGAAUGUGGUGUUUUGGUCCUUUGUAUUACUUUA